Molecule: messenger RNA, 927 nt
Organism: Aspergillus sclerotioniger CBS 115572
Lineage: Eukaryota; Fungi; Ascomycota; Eurotiomycetes; Eurotiales; Aspergillaceae
Product: zinc-dependent alcohol dehydrogenase family protein
Exons: 4
Coding region: 1-927 (308 amino acids)
Molecular function (GO): oxidoreductase activity
Source: RefSeq, a predicted model, not a curated record
AUGCUCCCACUGCCCGAUCUGGGCCCAACAGACGUUCUUGUGAUAUACCACGCACGUUCAAUGAACUACCCCAAAGUCUCGACUAUUAUAGUCGCGAAUGAAACAUUCCCCUGGAAAUGUCCUGACCGCGUGGUGGUUCCUGGCUCAGAUGGAGCCAGCGAAAUGAUCGGAACCGGCUGUCGCGGAUCACGCUUCACCGUGGGAGACCGAGUGAUGCUCCAGCACUACCCCGGGUUUCACGAUGGGCCCGCUCCGCCAGCCGAUCAAAAGGUUCCGGGCACACAUAUGGACGGAACGUUUCGCGAGCAUGGGGUGUGGGAGGAGAGCGCUCUGCAUCCAAUGCCCGAGUACCUGAGCUACGAGGAGGCUGCCACCUUGCCUUGCUCUGCGCUGACUGCGGGAUCUGUUCUGACCCAAGGCACUGGUGGAGUGCCGCUCUUCGCGAUUCAAUUGGCGUUGAAAAUGGGCGCUACCGUGAUUGCCACCACUUCUUCGGAGGAGGGAGCAGCCAGAUUACGGGCCCUGGGUGCGCACCAUAAGGUUUUUGAGAUUGGUGGUCCCGGCACAAGUGAGCAAAGCUUCAAGUGUGUGUCCUGUGGAGGAAAAAUUGACAUCGUGGGAUUCGUGACUGGGCGUUGUUACAAAGAGGGUCUCAAUCUACUCUCGCCUCUGCUUUAUGUGUACACAGUGCGUGGAAUUGAAGUCGGCACCCAGCUGGAAUUCAAAGACAUGGUUCGAUAUAUGGAGGCGUGGAAGAUUCGCCCAGUCUUAGAUGAACGGCGGUUUGCACUGCAGGAUAUGAAACAAGCUUAUAGGUACUUCUGGGAGGGAAAACACUUUGGCAAGAUGGUCAUCACAUAUAACCAGGAGCUGGAUUCUGUCUAUCGGUCUCAGGCGGCCACCUCGCGGGAUCAUCAACUUAUAUAG